Molecule: messenger RNA, 436 nt
Organism: Bombina bombina (fire-bellied toad)
Lineage: Eukaryota; Metazoa; Chordata; Amphibia; Anura; Bombinatoridae
Product: putative nuclease HARBI1
Exons: 3
Coding region: 1-324 (107 amino acids)
Source: RefSeq, a predicted model, not a curated record
AUGCGUAUAUUAAAUGUCGUGGCAGGGUUCCCAGGAAGUAGCCAUAAUGCCUACAUCCUCAGGAAUUCUGGUGUGUGGAGAUUGUUUGAGACAAAUCAAAUGCCUGAAGGACAUCUCCUCGCCGAUUCUGCAUAUCCUCUUAAAAAAUGGAUUUGGACACCAUUGAAAGAGAACCAGGUUGUUGGGCCUGCUGAAUUAAGAUAUAAUGAAGCACAUAUCCGAACACGUGCUAUAAUAGAACGACUGUUUGGUGUUCUAAAAAUGCGCUUUCGCUGCCUGGACAGAUCAGGGGGGAUCUCCAAUUCAGUCCGGAAAAAGCUAUAAAAAUCAUAGUGGCAUGUUGCUGUCUACACAACAUGGCACAGGAGCAUGGGAUGUUGAACGACUUACUUCCAACACCACAGCCCCCAGGUGAAAUCUUUGAGCAUGAUGUAAU